This is a messenger RNA of Clunio marinus, 453 nucleotides long. The record is from the annotation of a GenBank genome assembly. NCBI's taxonomy places the organism in Eukaryota, Metazoa, Arthropoda, Insecta, Diptera, Chironomidae.
AUGAAAUUAAGGCAAAAACAGUCGAGCAUUGAGAAAACAGCAACUGGCGUUAUUGAGAGUGCAAGUAGAACAGCGAAAAGUGUUGCCGAAAGUGUUGAAAAGAAAGUUGACGGAAAUGUGCAGUCAAGUUUAGUUCAAAAAGCUGAGCAGAAGGUUGCUGAAAGUGUUCAGAAAAGUGUUUCGGAAACAUCAUCAUCAAACCUGUCUGAGAGUUCACAAAAGUCGGUCUCUCAAUCUAUCAGUUCAUCAUCAUCAGUUAAGUCAUCCAGUUCAAAGGUUAGCUCAUCAUCAAUCUCAAGUAACAUAAAAAUCGGCUCAAGCUUCGAUUCAAUCGAGUUUUAAUUAAAUGAAAAUUUAUUGAUUGGAAAAGACAAGAAAGGUUGCGUUGGUUAAUUAUAAAAUGAUCGUAAAUAAAGAAUUAUUGUGAAAUUGUGACUCCCAUAAAACUUCCAA